GCGCAUGGAAUUACCUCGAAGAGGUCGACCAAGCAUAGGAAAGUGAAUACAGGGAGAGGAAGGGGUUGAAUGGCGAAAACCAGGGAGAGGAAGGCAAGGAGACCCAGCGGAGGAAAUUGCACCCUUAGAGAGGGGCCGAGGAAGGACAAAAGCGAAGUCGACUCGUGAUGAAGACCGGACUCGUUUUCCGCCAAUCUCCGGCCCAAAUGUAACGAAGAGGGCCACGAGAGUAGAGGCUCCGGUAACCUUUAAGCGCCGCACAAAAGGAGCCAUCCCGGAUGAAGGGGGCAUAAAGAAGCGCUCCGGAGGGAACCCAAGACAAGGUGUCGCUGAAAGGAGCGCUAAGGGCUUAAGCGGCCGAGAGCGACGAACCGAACCAGGCCGGCAGCCUGAAAGGAAGACUCCUUUGAAGGCGAAGAUAGAGCGCGAGAUGAACGGGAGAUAAAAAAGGAGGACCAUCCGCGAGGCUCGAUCGGCCCUCGCCGAGGUGACAAAGGGGAGUCCCGGUCCUUUAAUCCCGGUGAAAAUGUGCCGAGGCUCGUUCCAGCACGUCAGAAAAAAAACAAAUCGAGGACCCCCGAAGUGGAUUCUCGCGUAGCCGGGUCAGACCAGGAGGGACCCACGAACAAAGGCGAGCGAAACUUAGCGGAAUCUCGCAAAACUUCGUGGAACCUCGUGGGACAUCGCCAGGGCGACAUGCCUCCAAGAGCUGACUCAUCUCGUCGCGUUCUCCAAAUUCCAAGCCUUCCAAAGGAGUGGUGAUCCUCCGGGAACGUCGAGUCGAAAUUCGUUAGGAUGUUCUGCUUCCAGAGUCCGUUCACCCGCACCCCCCGCGGGGUGGCGACGACCCCCACGCGAGGGGCGAGCGGUCCCGGGUCGUCGGACGGCAAAAGGCGAGGAUCGGAGGGGGUGAGCGAGAGCUCCGGGUCUUCCUCUAUCAGGUACAUCGACCAGGAGCUGUCGGUCUCGGGGGCGAGCAGCACGGACACCUUGCCCGGCAUCAGGGCCGACUAUUUGGAACCGGAUCCCGCGUCCCCCGGUCCGGAGACAUCACCGAUCCGCCGUCCAAACAGCCCGUUCGACCUGGACACUCGCCCCCGGGAGGUCUCCGACGCUUUUUCCACUUCCUCCGCUGUCAAGGGUCAGACCUCUCCCUCGCAGAAGCCUCUAGGAGGUCGAUGGCGACGCAAGAUGCUGCUCAGGCUGCGCUCCACGGAUUCGUCCAACUCCAGCAAUGGCGAACCCUCGUCGGCGUCACCCUCGCCGGCCAGUGACUCCACGGCGUCGUCGUCCACCAGGAACCAGGACCGUCCUCGACGUCGCGACGCCUCUACGGCGUCGUUCGCCUCACAGGCUCUUCUUGGCUGCGACGACGAGCCGCUCGUGUCCCUUGGUACCGAGGUCUUCGCCUCGGCAUGCGACAUCCCGGGGCUCGUCAACGGGUUCAGCGACACCGAGGAGGAGACCGCUGCCAAUAGAGAAACCGAGACCGAGGAGAGCUCUCUGCCUUCCAGUCCUGCUGCCGCUGCCAGUGUCGGGUUGGCGCCUCCUGGAGCUUACUACGGCUUCCUGACCGUCAACGGCGGCAUCCGCCAGGAGACCAGCACCAGCUCGCCGCAGCUGUCCUCGGGAACUUGUGCUCCCUCCAGCUCGGAGUCUCCACCCGAUAGGGACUCUGCCGAUGAUACCACCGCGUCUACUCUUAAGCCGGAGAACCUGGAGAUGACCGCCUGCCUUCCGGUCGCCAGAUCCUGCCCCAACCUGGAGAGACAGAGCGCAGGGUGCUCCUCUACCAGCGGGUCCUCAAGCCCCAGUCCUAGUCCAGGACCUGCUGGGCCCAGGUUCAAGCCUCUCGAGGAGGGUGAUACCCAGGUCUGCUAUCUCAAUCACGCUAGGACCCUCGUCAGCAAGAUCCUGUCCAGCAAGUUCCUCAGGAGGUGGGAGACCCAUCACCUGUACCUCAACGAUGCCUGCCUCUCCUCUAGGACGCUUACAGGGUUUCUGCAGCAGCCGGUGCCCUAUAGCAGCAUGUCCGAGGUGUAUGCCGUGGCGAGAUGGGAUCCCACGUACAAGUACUGCCUGAGGAUCGUGCUGCCAGAUGGAUCUCUUCUCCUCCAGGCCAGCAAUGCUUACACGAGAGAUCAGUGGUACCAUUCCAUACUCUGGAAGAAGAGCAUCUUCAAGUACCAGCACCUGGUGUCGCUGAGCACCCGGGAGGAAGUCAUCCUGAGGGAGCUGAAAGCCAUGGUGGACUUUGCUUUGUGGACGCCACUACAGGACGAGCGAGUCGCUGGUGCCCCUUUGGAGGCUGUGGCGAAACUUCUAGGAAAUCCGGUAGAGAAGUCGGAAGCUGACGCGAAGACUGGCAAAAUGGAAGAGUCGAGCAAAUUCGGAGACAGGGGAUGGGCGGAAGCCAUACUGGCUGUUGCUGCUCCUCUUCUGGAGAGAGCUGCUCCUCCUGCCGCCUUGGCGAGGGUCCUAUCCAGUCUGGCAGAGAGACAUCCCAGAUCUCCUCUGGUUUCCGCCCUCAGUCCGGCCAUAACGAGGUGUCUCAAGCACACCGUGGACUUUGGCAAGUCACCAGACAUGAGAAGACUCUUACAGGUUUUCGUGGCGGCACUCUUCGAGAACAACGACGGGGAGCUGGCUCUCAGAGAGUACAUCGCCUCUGUACAUGGACCCGGAAGCGAUUGUCCUCAUCCUAGGGUCCUCCCUAAUCUCGUGUCCAUCUGCGUGGCUGCCAUAUUCAGGAGAUUCGAAGCCGCGAACGCGGCGCCUUCCAACGAGGACCGGCCAGCAUCUCUUCCACCAUUGCGCUGUUAUCUCCUGGUUUUAUGCGUGGCGUCCGAGUACGCCGACUGGCGACCAGGUCUGGGUGCUCUCCUGCAGCCGGUCCCGUUCCCGGAAGAGGCCCUAGCAGACAAGGAGGUCCAGGAGUCGAUCAUGACGCGAGUCAUGCGGCGUCUGGCGAAAGACCCCAGAUGCCUGGUCCAUCGGGUUCUGCUUCCCGUCAGGGAGCCCCGAUUAGGGUGGAUACAUAUCGCCGCACCGUCCAGUCCCGCCUGUCCGGACGAAGGAGAGCUUUUCGGCGAAAUGCUGACGACUCUCUUGAGCUGCUGCUGUCGAAGGAAGAGAUUCAUCGGCACCUUGAUAAAGCACUCGGGUGGAGCUUGCAUCCUCUUGGCUGUCAGGGGCUGCGAAGCUGCCCAGGAGGCGCUUUGUCUGAUGCUGGAAUGGCGACUUCUGCCAAACGAAGAAGCCAGGCUGCAAGUCGUUUCUGCCCUUCAGUCCACGGCUUCUGGGAGAGAUCGAUAUGCCACCCUCUGCCAGAGACAAAGAAACCUGCAAGAAUUGCAACAGAAGGGUGGUCCCAAAAAGUUGACACUUCCGGUGCGAGCGACCGACGCGGACGUCGCGUUGCUUCUUGGAGGUGGUGCUCUCGCCAACCUGGAGUGCCUGAGUCUGGCUUUUACUUCGGUUACCUCUGCAUGUGCGGAACAGCUGAUCAGGUUGCCUGCUCUGCGAUAUCUGAACCUAUGGGCUACCCAGUUCGGCGACGCCGGGCUGCAGAUGAUAAGCGAGCACCUGCAGAAGCUGCAAGUGCUCAACCUCUGCGAGACGCCCGUCUCCGAUAAGGGGAUCUCCACGUUGGCCUCACUGACGAGCCUAAGGAAGCUGAACCUGAACAGCACGAAACUGUCGGCCCAAACCUUCGAGUCGCUGAAGAAGAGACUUCCGGCCCUGCAGGAGUUCGACGUUCGAUACACGGAGGCCUGGUGACCCGAGCCGAUGCCUAAAACCGAUUUGCCGACCAAUCCUAGCAACGCUAGCCAGCGAUUUGGCUCUAGAGGGAGAAGGCACUAUCGUUAAGAUGUCCCUCGAUUCUCGUUAUCGGCGCGAGCUCGCCUACCUCGAUCGCGAGUACACGGGCUGAUCAUUACGGAAGACAACGAGCUCUCACGGAAAUUGUUAAUCGUUUAAUCGACUCUGAACAGUAAAGAAUACUCGGCGAUACUCGAACUUCCUCUAGCUGGAGGUUUUUAUGGAAUCGUUCCACGCGGUCUGAAAAAAAAAAAGAAAAAAAAACAGACGGCCACGAGUCCUCCCCGUGUACUCGUUCGCUCGCACCUUGUUUCUCGGCCUUCUGGCCGAGUACCUCUCUCCUAAGCACCCGCGAUUAUCUCCGAAUAUCUUUCAGUAUCUCUGCCCUCUUUAUGCGACCACUUUCCGACCUACUGUCGGCGUGGCCGGAUGCCUUAAAACGGGAUAAGGAGGAGGAAAACGAGAAGAGAGGAGUACGGAAUUCCGCGCGACCACUGCCACACACUCGCGAACUCUAUUAUUAAUAAAUAGUAAUCGUUGUUCUACAACCCUCCUCGGCGUUUGAGGUAAUCUAGUAAGUCCUGAGUUCGAAAGCCACUCUCUAGUGUACAUAGUUAAUUACGAAUAAGCAGGUUGGAGUUAAUAAUUUAUUGUAGCUAGGCCGUACAUUUAUAUGUCACGCACGCAGACACGUACGUAUAUGAUAAUUUCAUGAGAAAUCAGGUAGAUUAGAGGAUUUUUGCGCUCUAGGUCGCCGUUUUUUCCGAACGAGGUUGUCGAGGGUGCGGAGGGCACGCGAUAAGCGUUCAUGGAGUAGGAAGAGAUAAGGGAGUAGUUCGAGUCUAACUAAUUACGAUUACCUAUGCGAUAGAACGACUGAUUCUCUAUUUCGUUUUAAUAUCGUCGAGCUGCACGGGAGCAAGCAUUGUAAGAAGACUGUUUAUGUCAAUUUCGAUAAGGAUCAUUAAGUUAGUAAGUUAUGGAUAAUUAAUGAAGUAAUGGCAACAAUAAAUUCAAGUUUAUUACCGUA
Orussus abietinus is the source of this 4852-nucleotide messenger RNA. Its product is annotated as C-Maf-inducing protein-like. The coding region runs from base 796 to 3780 and encodes 994 amino acids. The transcript has 8 exons. The record is from RefSeq and is a predicted model, not a curated record. Lineage: Eukaryota; Metazoa; Arthropoda; Insecta; Hymenoptera; Orussidae.